AUGGCGAAGAAAAUGGUUUUUGAGCUUUUCCAUGAUGUUGCUCCAAAGACUGCUGAAAAUUUUCGUGCACUGUGUACCGGAGAAAGAGGAGUCAGUCCUAAUACUGGAAAAUCCCUGCACUACAAGGGUUCUUUCUUCCAUCAAAUCAUAAAAGGCUCCAUUGUGAAGGGUGGUGAUUUUAUCAAUCGAAAUGGGACUGGUGGAGAAAACAUUUACCCCAAGUUCCCAGACGAGUCUCCUAAGCUAAAGCAUGAUUCUCUAGGCAUUCUAUCUAUGGCAAUUGCUGAUCGUGACACUACUGGUUCACAUUUUAUCAUCACUUUGAAAGCUGAUCACCAUCUGGAUAGGAAGCAUGUAGCUUUUGGCAAACUUGUGCUAGGGUAUGAUGUAUUGAAGAAAACUGAAGAUGUGGGCGAUGAAGGACUCCCAUCCGUAACUGUUAAAAUAAUUAAUAGUGGUGAACAUAACGAGGAUGGUAAGAAGACACAGAAGUCAAAAAUUGGAAGGAAUGGAUCUUCUGAAGCCAUCAGUCAUGAAGCACGGAGGAAGGGAAAACACAAAAAAUCUUCAGUAGACAGAAGAAAAAAGAGAAAACAUUACUCAUCAGAAUCAGACAGUUCCUCAGAUUCAGACACAGAGUCUUCAGAAAGUGAUAGUGACUCUGACUUGGAUUUGUCCUCGUCAUCUUACACAAGCUCUUCUAGUGAUGACAUGCGGAAGAAGAGAAAGAGAUAUAGAAAAGAUAAACAUAGACAUGGAAAAAGAAGAGAUAAACGGCGAGAAAAGAAGCGAAGGAAAUUAGAUAAGCGAUCAAAACAUAAAUCAAAGAGGGAAUCAGACAGUCAAACUGAUGCAGAUAGUGCAAGUAAGAGUAAUGAUAGCUCCAAUGGCCAAGGUCUUGAUACUCAGAGAAAUGCCAAAGUCCAGUCAUCCUCAGUUUUGGAGAAAGAAUCAUCUCCUAUGGAUCUUAAAAAGAGGGAGGGGCUGAGCAAUGUAGAGGAUGGAGAAUUCCCAAAGGAAAAUGGAGCACAGCGUAGCAACGGCACUGGGGCCAACCAUAGAUCUGACAGAUACGAAGAGAGGCUGCCUGAUGUGAUGGAUGAUAAUCCUGGAAAAUCUAGGAGUCGAAGCAUGAGUCCUAAGCAAACCGUGAGCAAGAGUAUGAUUAUUAGUCCCAAGCGCAGGAGGCCUCAAUUCAAAGAUUUUAUAAAAGUUAUUCAACAAGAGCAGAAUUCAUACAAGGACCCCAUCACCGAGUUUCUGGCUUGUGUUUAUAUCAACUAUGACUUUGAUGGCGCUCAAAAGAAGAUGAGGGAGUGUGAAGAAGUAAUUCUCAAUGAUCCCUUCCUUGUACAAAAACGAAAGCGCCGUAUUUCUUGCAAUGCCGAUGACCCCGUUGGCUUUGCAAGUAAUCUAGGUUUGACGGAUGAGCUUUCAAUGCAAUUGAAUAGGUAUCAUGAGAGCAGGAGCUAUGAUGCCAGUGCCUCUGAAGCUCCUAAGUCUACUAGAGCUGCUACUGUUACAAAGAAGUCGGAGUCAGAAGGGAAACCAGACUUGAAUUGUGUUACAACUAGGACUGGGAAGCGAUCUAGGCCAUGUAGUUGGAAGAGGCGUAAAUGCAAAAAGCAGAAGCAAUCAACUGCUGAAGAUGUUGAUCUAAAUAUUCAAUGCAAGUUGCUUCCAAAUAAUACAGAUUGCAUGCUUGCUAAUCAACAGCAUGGUAACACCAACUAA
Vicia faba (fava bean) is the source of this 1734-nucleotide messenger RNA. The record is from the annotation of a GenBank genome assembly. Lineage: Eukaryota; Viridiplantae; Streptophyta; Magnoliopsida; Fabales; Fabaceae.